AUGUCAUUAGGCUACUCCUCAGCUUCUAGUCUUCAUCAGGCCUUUCAUAUUCUCACUCAAAAUCCUCAACAACAACAACAACAACAACGAGAAAUCAAUUUUGAAAGUUUUCUUUCCAACGAAGAGUGCAAACAAGUCUUCAAAGAAUACCUCUCCCGAAGUAAAUGUGAAGAAAUUAUAUUAUUUUGGGAUGAAUUGAAUGCUUACAAAUCAUAUUAUCAACAAGUUUUGUUAUUUUACAAGAAGGGAUCUCUGAGAAAGAAAAACAAACUCGUGUUGAGCUUGUUUGAACGAGCCAAUUAUAUUGUCAACGCUUUCAUCAAUUCCAAUAGUGUGCUCGAACUAAAUUUGGACUCUAAAAUCAAAGUUCGAGUGUGUGAAGCGUUGGAAAGUGUCAAUAAGAAACUUUCUGUUGAAGGCGAUGUUUUUUCAAUGCUCCAUGAAGAUCCUAUGGAGGUAUUGACUUGUACAAUGGAUUCGUUACAUCCCAAUCACUUGUUUGGAGAAGUGGAAACAAGUGUUUGUAUAGACCUUAAAAUUCAAAUUCCAGCAUUCAUAAGAAGUUCUAUUGGAUCUUCCUUUAUUCUCACCAAAGGUGCCGAAUUCUUUAAUCGAAUGGAAUAUACCUAUCCCACCUGUCAACUCAUGUGUCUGUUCAAUAAUUCCUUUUCAUGUCAAGUCGAUGAAAUUUCUCAUGCCAUUGCUUUAGGAAGAGAAAACGCUUACACACAAUGGCAAUGCAUCAAAAAAUGUCAUGAAUCCUUUCCGUACGAAUUGCACAUAUCUCAAGCAUCGUUUGGUGUUAGAAUUGCCAAAUUAGAAAUGUUAAUUCCCAUUGAGAAGGAUGAAUUGGUUCAAGUGUUUGCUUCCAUGGAAUUUCGUCAAUUGAUGGACGACGUGAUGGAUGUGCAACAUUGUUACUGUAACAACAAUAAUCAAAUGUCGACUCCUCGAAGUGAGGGUUCUACACCAAGAAAUAAGGAAUUCAACGUGAGUGAUUCAUUGACCACCUCCGGAGAUUGCACUCUUGGUUCCAUCACUCCUCAAGUGUCAUUUGUCAGUUCUUUGUCUCCGUCCAGUGAUGACCCUUCCAUGCUCGAUUCAAGUGUUUACAACUCUUCGACCACCUCCAGUCUCUCCAACUCUGGCUCUUCCUCCCCUCGUAUUCAACUCUGUACCUCCUCUCGUCUAUUAACUUUGAAUCCAACUUCUUUAUUUUCCAAAAAAGAAAGAACUCUCGAAUACAUUCAAACCACUGUUUACGAUCCCGAUAUUGAAACAAUCAUUCACAUUUCGAAAACACUGGAUCGAGGAGUUUCUAAAAACACUUCUUCACUUUCCAGCAAAGAUUUAACUUCCAUUUUAAGUAAGGCGAGAAAGAACCGAUCUCAAGAACAUCCACUUCCGAAACAACACUUUUCACAUUUCCUUUUUCAGAAUAAUCCAGUCUUGAAAAAUAGUUCUGUACUUGUGAAUAUUUUCAGCUGUGAAUCGAGUUUUCGUUGCAAACAACAGAUCAAGGCAAGAGCCAUUCGGAUAUUGAAUGCCCUUAAUAUAAUUUUUGAGAGGAGAAGAUGUCAACAAGGUGUGUCAAACGCCAACCAUACUUUGGCCAAAACUGGAAAAAAUCGAACAAGCUUGGUUUCAUUGAAUGGUCUUGAUUCGAAUCUGGAUGAUCCUCUAGGUAUCAUUAAAUCACUACAGGAAAACAAUGAGAAGUUUCCUCACAAGCGAUGGGCAUCUCGAUUUUCGAAAACUUGUCAAUAA
Naegleria fowleri is the source of this 1767-nucleotide messenger RNA. RefSeq lists its product as uncharacterized. The transcript has a single exon. The record is from RefSeq and is a predicted model, not a curated record. Lineage: Eukaryota; Heterolobosea; Eutetramitea; Acrasida; Naegleriidae. The coding region runs from base 1 to 1767 and encodes 588 amino acids.